Colletotrichum paranaense is the source of this 927-nucleotide messenger RNA. RefSeq lists its product as uncharacterized. The record is from RefSeq and is a predicted model, not a curated record. The coding region runs from base 1 to 927 and encodes 308 amino acids. The transcript has a single exon. NCBI's taxonomy places the organism in Eukaryota, Fungi, Ascomycota, Sordariomycetes, Glomerellales, Glomerellaceae.
AUGCCUCAGAGCCAUCGCCUACAGGAUCCAUUCACACCUCUUGAGGACCGUCUGUCGUCUCAGCUCCAGGGACCUCGGAUGAAUACGUCGCACUUCGACUCUCAGGCACAUCCUAUGAGUCUCCAUAUUCUUCAUCCCCAGACUGAUCCCCGCUACGUGGUCCCGCCUGACUACACUAUACCCAACGUAUCACCUGGGCAUCCUCAAGAUUAUUACCAAAGCCAGGGACCUAAGCCAAUCUUCCAACCUCUUGGGCCAAGUUUUCGCACAGAGCCAGCCCAAGAACCUCUGCCAUUUGAAAGACCACCUCCAGAUCAAUUUGCAAGUAACAGGUACGAGGACGCAGUAUAUUUUGACGAAAGGGAGAACGACUCCCUGAACGAUGACAGAGGCACCAGAUCUGCCAUAGGCGACUUCCAAUACACCAACGACUGGGCCCAGAAUAGACUGAGAAACCCGCCGGAGCGGUCUGGCCAGAGUUCUCGAAACUACCCAAGGAAAUCGAGGGACUUUGAGCACGAUGACCCUCGAGAUCGCGCCAUGGGCAGCGAGAAGGGACCUCUUUGGAGUUACCAGGACAUCAGCCGGACUAGGUCGGACACAGCAGAAGGAUGGCGGCAGCGGGCGAGUUUUUGCGCGCCUCAAACUAGGGAAGAAAGGCAUUCCGAACAAAAGCAGAUGCUUGGUUCUGAAAAAGGUGGUGGAGGCCAGGAAACAGCAAUCGAUUUAGGAAGAGAAAGGCGUUUUCAAGGAGAGAUGGAGAGAAUUACCCAAGAACAAUGCAGAGGCGCUCGAGGGUCACGCCUUUCGAAAUGGGCCUCCUCCGUUACCAGGCCGAUGGCUCCCAGGCGACGCGGUUCAGGGUCAAGCCGCUCGACUUCACCCGAUGAAGCCAUUGAUAAUUAUCAGCGGGGGCCUGUCGCUUAG